Molecule: messenger RNA, 2736 nt
Organism: Nymphaea colorata (pocket water lily)
Lineage: Eukaryota; Viridiplantae; Streptophyta; Magnoliopsida; Nymphaeales; Nymphaeaceae
Product: DELLA protein GAI-like
Exons: 1
Coding region: 637-2490 (617 amino acids)
Biological process (GO): regulation of DNA-templated transcription
Cellular component (GO): nucleus
Molecular function (GO): sequence-specific DNA binding; DNA-binding transcription factor activity
Source: RefSeq, a predicted model, not a curated record
CUUCCCCUCGCUCCUUCAUUUGUCAAAAAGAACCCUAGAUGGAAAGAAAACUUUACUAAGGAAACGAUGGGACAGCAUGGGUAAAAACCAGAACGAUGCAGCUGUAUGACGUUUCUCUCUCUCUAUCUCGUGCGUAUAUUGAGCCGCCCAACUCUCCGAGAGGAAGAUUUGUCUCUCCCCAUCUCUCUCUCUCUCUGACGAGCGAGCAGGAGAAAGCAUGUAACUGGAAUCCCAUCGUCGUUCUCUCUUUUGUUUUGUGGUGAUGAACGCGGAAUAGCCUCGUAGCCGUUUCCUCGUUGCUCCCUUUUUUCUCCCUCUAUUUCUUCCGCUGCUCCGACUAAUUCCCCCCAACUCUUCCUCAUCCCCCGGUAUUUUCUUGUCCUUCUUCCUCUGUAUUUGAAAUUGGUUUUUUAAUCCUUGCCAAUUUUGUUAUCAUUGGGAAGUGCGCCUUUCACGAGUGUUUCCGACGACAGAGCCUCAGUGAUCAGACUCCCCGAUCUGUGAGAGACAGCGCGAUAGAGAGACUCCAUGGAAGUCUUGGAGCCAUCGUCUCCCCUGUGAGGUGGGCUGGAUAAAAUAAAAAGGGUUCCAAGAGGAGUAGUCUCAGAAAAGGAGGCUAUAACGAGGAGAAAAGAAAUGAAGAGGGAGUAUCCCCAAAAUCAGAUUCGUCCUCAUCACCAGCAACAGCCCCAAGGCGGAGGAGGAGCUGCUGCUGGUAGUGGAGGAAGCGGAGGAGGAGCAGGAGCAGGAGUUGGGUACUCGGCCAUGGCCUCUAGCGGGAAGGGCAAAAUGCAGGAAGUCGACACCGGGGUGGACGAGCUGCUAGCGGCACUGGGAUACAACGUCCGGACGUCGGACAUGGCGGAGGUGGCCCAAAAGCUGGAACAAUUGGAGAUGGUGAUGGGGAACGCUCAGGAGGAUGGCAUCUUCCAUCUCUCCUCCGAGACCAUCCACUACAACCCCUCCGAUAUCGCAACGUGGAUUGAUACUAUGCUCACCGAGCUCAACCCUGUUUGCCCCAAUUUGGGGGCUGCCGAUACCAAUUUCUCCACAUCCACCACCACCACCACCACACAUCCGGUUUGGGACUCCGACCAUCGUGUCAACCUCCAGCCCGCGGAGUCCUCCACCUCCGCCAGCAUCAAAGAAACCACCCUUCCUCCGCCGCAGCCGCCGCCGCCGCCUCCUCAAGAUUUCGAUGAUGAUGGCUCUUCAGGCAUAGAGGAUGUCGUGUACGGUCGCGAGGGCUCCAGAGAGAAAAAGCGUCUCAAAUCAUGUCAGGUUUCGGCGUCGGCGGCGCCAGCACCGGAACCGCGGCCGGUUGUAGUUGUGGAUUCGCAAGAGACGGGCAUCCGGCUGGUUCACACCCUGAUGGCCUGCGCGGAGGCGGUGCAGCAGGACAACCUCAAGCUGGCGGAUGCCCUGGUGAAGCAGAUAAGCGUCCUGGCUACUUCCCAGGCCGGCGCUAUGAGGAAGGUUGCCAACUUCUUUGCAGAGGCUCUGGCUCGCCGGAUCUACCGCCUCUACCCGCAAGAUCAUCCCUCCGACUCUAUAGGCGACCUUCUCCAGAUGCACUUCUACGAGGCCUGUCCUUACCUCAAGUUCGCCCAUUUCACCGCCAAUCAGGCUAUCCUGGAGGCCUUCUCCGGCUGCUCCCGCGUCCAUGUGAUCGACUUCGGCAUGAAACAAGGGAUGCAGUGGCCGGCACUCAUGCAGGCGCUUGCUCUUCGUCCCGGUGGCCCUCCCGCCUUCCGCCUCACGGGUAUCGGGCCACCCCAGCCAGACAACUCGGACCCCUUGCAGGAGGUCGGCUGGAAGCUCGCACAGCUCGCGGAGACGAUCAACGUCGAGUUCGAAUACCGCGGCUUAGUGGCCAACAGCCUGGCGGACAUCGAGGCUUACAUGCUUGAACUCCGCCCUUCCGACGUCGAAGCGGUGGCGGUCAACUCUAUCUUCGAGCUGCAUCGGCUGCUGGGUCAGCCUGGAGCCAUCGACAGGGUUUUCAAGCUAGUGCGCGACGUCCGGCCGAAGAUCGUGACGGUGGUCGAGCCGGAGGCGAACCACAACAGCCCCAUCUUCCUGGACCGCUUCACGGAGGCGCUUCACUACUAUUCGUCGCUCUUCGACUCGCUGGAGGGCUGCGGCGGAGGGACGUCCCCUGCCGCUGCGCAGGACCAGCUCAUGUCCGAGGUCUACUUGGGGCGGCAGAUCUGCAACAUCGUGGCGUGCGAGGGAUCGGAGCGGGUGGAGCGCCACGAGACGCUCAUCCAGUGGAGGGCGCGCAUGGCGGCUGCAGGCUUUGCCCCUGUCCACCUGGGCUCAAACGCCUUCAAGCAAGCCAGCAUGUUGCUGGCGCUCUUCGCCGGCGCCGACGGCUACAGGGUCGAGGAGAACAACGGCUGCCUCAUGCUCGGCUGGCACACUCGACCCCUCAUUGCCACCUCCGCCUGGCACCUCCUCCCCUCCGCACCACCCGCAUCCCAGCAGUGAGUCAGUGACCACCGAUCAUCUCUCCCUCUCCCUCUCUCUCUGAGAAUCGAUCUGAGUUACGCUGUCAGUGGGCAAUCUUGUUUUUUUUUUUUUUUUUUCUCCUUUCUUCAUGGCUCUUUUUCCCCUUCUUUUUGAGGACUACUUGUUUAUCUGCCGUCCCUUUUUUGCUCUUCGGAGUUCCAAAUGUGUAUUCAAUAAGAAAUAUGGGAAAUAUUUUUGUACCAAAUACAUGGUUUUUGCCUUUUC